Molecule: messenger RNA, 1245 nt
Organism: Parathielavia appendiculata
Lineage: Eukaryota; Fungi; Ascomycota; Sordariomycetes; Sordariales; Chaetomiaceae
Product: Coproporphyrinogen III oxidase-like protein
Exons: 2
Coding region: 1-1245 (414 amino acids)
Cellular component (GO): cytoplasm
Molecular function (GO): coproporphyrinogen oxidase activity
Source: RefSeq, a predicted model, not a curated record
AUGGCCUCCCGGCGGCCACCCUUCCGCCUCUUUGCGCAGUGCACGUCUCGCAAUCAAUUCAGCGGCUUUCCCUUCCUCAACGCCAAUUGGAGCUCUCGGAGAGCAUUGUCACGCUUCCCAUGUUCCGGAACGUCCAGUGAAGCUUCCACGCGACUAAACUACCUCGGCUGGGCAGUUGCCGGCCUUUUGGUAGCGGUGCCUUUGACCUACAAGAUGGCCAUCGACGAACCCCUCAAGUUGGAUAUCCCGACCCUCGCCGAGCGUGACCAGCAGCUAAAGUCGGAGCAAGGCGUCUCCGAACUCUCGCCCAUGCGUCUUCGCAUGGAGAAGUUUGCCAAGGAGCAGCAAAGGGCCAUCGUGCGGGCGCUAGAAGAGGUGGACGGCACCAAGUUCCGGGUGGACGAGUGGCAGCGCAAGGAGGGCGGGGGCGGCAUCACAUGCGUGCUGCAAGACGGCAAGGUAUUUGAGAAGGCCGGCGUCGGUGUCAGCGUUGUCUACGGCACCCUGCCGAAGCCGGCCAUCUUGAAAAUGCGCGCAAACCACAAGAAUAUUGCCGAUGAGAGCAACAUACCUGACAGCCUAGAGUUCUUCGCCGCCGGGAUCAGCCUCAUCGUGCAUCCCAAGAACCCCAUGGCGCCCACGGUGCAUCUCAACUACAGAUACUUCGAAACAGCCAACCCAGACGGCUCUCCGGGCGCCUGGUGGUUCGGCGGCGGCUGCGAUCUGACGCCGUGUUACCUCUUCGACGAGGACGCUAUACAAUUCCACAAAUCGCUCAAGGAGGUGUGCGACAAGCAUGACAAAGACUACUAUCCGAGGUUCAAAAAGUGGUGCGACCAGUACUUUUACAACAAACAUCGCGGCGAGUCGCGCGGCAUCGGCGGCAUCUUCUUCGACGACCUCGACGAGUCAGUGUCGGACAGGGAGAACCUGUUUGCCUUUGUUCAGGACGCCCUCGAGUCAUUUGUGCCGACGUAUGUGUCAAUCGUGAACAAGCGCAAGGACAUGUCGUUUACCGAGAAGGAGAAGGAGUGGCAGCAGAUCCGCAGGGGCAAGUACGUCGAGUUCAACCUGGUGCAUGACCGGGGGACGGCGUUCGGGCUGAACACGCCCGGGGCGAGGGUAGAAAGCAUUUUGAUGAGCUUGCCCCUGACGGCGAGCUGGAGGUACAUGCACGAGCCGGAGCCGAAAAGCAGGGAGGCGCGAUUGGUCGAAGUGCUUCAAAAUCCCAAGGAGUGGGUAUAG